Molecule: messenger RNA, 1425 nt
Organism: Aspergillus campestris IBT 28561
Lineage: Eukaryota; Fungi; Ascomycota; Eurotiomycetes; Eurotiales; Aspergillaceae
Product: putative C4-dicarboxylate transporter/malic acid transport protein
Exons: 4
Coding region: 1-1425 (474 amino acids)
Biological process (GO): malate transmembrane transport
Cellular component (GO): membrane
Molecular function (GO): malate transmembrane transporter activity
Source: RefSeq, a predicted model, not a curated record
AUGUCUCGCGAAUGCUCAGGCCCCAGACACUUGAGGUAUCCCGGAGAGGGGUAUCGUACUCCUGCCUUCGGCGAUUCCCAAGAACACCUCACUGAUACAAGCCACGGCAAUUCCCUUCACCAAUCAACGAGUGCCAGGGUGCGUGUGGCGCAUUCUUCAGCCUUGCAGGCACUACGCCAUUCUCCAUGCAGAUCGGGAUGCAGUGAUCUAGAUGCCAAGAUCGCUCACCACAGUGGAAACGCCUGGGUAGACGAUCAGCUCAGCUGGAAGAAUCGGAUUCGCCAUUUCACAUGGGCCUAUUUCACGUUGACCAUGGCUACUGGGGGUAUCGCUAACGUUAUAUACAAUGUUCCUUAUAGAUUCCCCGGAUUGGAAACGAUAGGCAUCAUUUUCUUCCUGCUCAAUAUAGUAUUCUAUAUUAUCAUAUGGGGCUUGCUCAUCGCGCGAUUUUAUUGCUUCCCCUAUACCUUCAAAGCGUCCUUUCUGCAUCCGACAGAAUCCUUAUUCGUCCCGGCAUCCGUGGUGUCAUUCGGAACGAUUCUGAUCAACAUCUCCCAGUAUGGGCCAAGCCACACGGGCCCUUGGCUUGAACAGGCCGUGGGCAUACUGUUUUGGAUCGAUGCUGCCCUUGCGGUCAUCUUCUCCGGUGGAAUUUAUCUCCUCCUUUGGUCUACCCAGACAUUUACGAUCGCUGAGAUGACUCCGAUAUGGAUAUUUCCGGCAUAUCCGAUGCUUAUCAUCGGCCCACACGCUGGGAUCUUGAGCGCUAAGCUCGACCCUACUCGUUCACUUGAUAUCAUUAUCGGCGGAGCUACCAUACAGGGUAUUGGGUUUUUGGUCUCAUUAAUGGUAUACUCGGCGUUUAUAUACCGAUUGAUGUCGCAAAAGCUACCCAGGGAGAACGUCCGUCCAGGGAUGUUCGUCUCUGUUGGACCCAGUGCCUUCACCGUCGCGGGAGUGGUCAACAUGGCGGCCCAUGCAGAACGUUGCUUCCCUGGGGAUUUCAUGGGCAACGGAGCUAUAGCUGCGAAUGUCAUCAAGGUGGUUGCGAACUUCGCGUGCUUGUGGCUAUGGGGGCUAGCGAUCUUCUUCUUUUUCAUAGCAAGCUUUGCCCAUCUGUCCGUGAUAGGGCCCGGGCGGUUGGUAUUCUCCAUGGGUUGGUACUCAUUUGUCUUCCCCAAUACUGCCUUAAUCACCGCCACCUUUGCCAUCGGCAAUGCCUUCGCGUGCCAACCGAUCCAGGUUGUUGGGUGUGCCAUGAUCUUCCCUCUCAUAUUCAUGUACAUUUUUGUCUUCUACAAGAUGGUUCGGGCCAUUAUGUUGCGCCAGAUUCUGUGGCCCCAGAAAGGUGAGGAUAAGGACGAGGGUGGCUUCGAGAUCAACCAGAUCAAGCCUGACUCUGCAGGUGGGCAGACUCCUGUUUGA